AGGAGGCAACUUGCUCUCUGUCAACAUCAAAAACAACAGGAGACGCUCGUUCUGGUGCCAAAAUACUCGCUUUCUGUGAGAUAUAACACUUUCUCCAAUGCUUCAAGAUCUACCCGUUGAGGUAAUACAACAGAUCGCCGCCUACUUGCCUACGACUUCAUCCAUCAUCAACCUCUCGCUCGCAAACCACAAGAUCCAUUCGAUUAUCUCAGCAGACGACUAUAGCGUCUUUCGAAAAUUUGUGCAGAGGGCCUUUCCGACAAUCAAUUCACCACCAUAUUGGAAAGAUGUCGCGCGCACCUUGACGUCACGAUCUCGGGCCUGGGACCGCAGGGCAUUUAUCGCUAGAGAAUGCUGCCCACCCGUUGACAAUAGCGACUAUCCACCCCAAACGACCCCUGGUCUUCCGGUAGGCUACCGACCAGCCAUCGACAGUUAUGAGACAUGGCAGGGAGGGUCAUGGGCAGACCGGAAAGAAGUGCUCGCAUGGGGAGCAGCUGGGAGACUGCAGCUUCGAAGUAUUCAAAACGGUGUGACGACUUGGAGCUCAUUCAGAGUUCCAGAAGACCAUAGACAAGAACUGGAUAUUCUGGAUGUCAAGCUUUUACGACCCCAUCAGCACCAGAACUCAGAUGGCGAGACAAUUGUCCUGCAAAGAGCCAACCGUGAAGUCAUCAGUGUCGAGACUUCCUCUAAACCUGUCGUCUUCACGCCAAAGUCUCGCUAUUCGAACCUUCCCGAUGAGUUCACCUGUUUAGAUAUCAGUCAGAGUGCUGAGCCUGUCCUUGCAGCUUGUGGAGGCCACUGCAUCAACCUCUAUCCGGUGCAUAGUCCAGACCAAGCUGUGCGGCCCGUUAGCUCCCUCAAAGUGGAAAAGAGACACAGCCUUCGAUCACGCAUGCGAUGCGUCAAGUUUCUGCCCGGAAAAAUGAUCGCAGUUGCCAACCAGUUCCUUGAGGGUCGCGAACACGCCCCGAUCAAUAUCUACGACAUCAACCCUGCUGGCCUCUCCUCGACGCCAGUAGCUGCAUUAAUGACUUUCACCGAGUCUAGUCAUCCGUGGAUGGGCCGCCAUAGCGCCAAUACCAUUGCCCGGCUAGAUGACGUGGGAGUAAGUGGAGGCCGCCCUCAACAGUUGUUCCUGUCCGGCUGGACCGAUGGAAUUGCUCGGCUCUAUGACAUUAGAGUCCCUCGGAGAUCAGUGGCGGAGUACGUUGAUCCCGUGGAUGAUGGGCAAAUUCUUUCUCUCCUCCCAGUUGGCCACGAACGCUUCUUUGCCGGCAGUCAUCAGAACGGCUGUCUGAAGUCCUUUGACUUCCGCAUGCCAGGGGCUAGGGCGUACUCGUAUCUCGAUGCACGACCACCACAGACUGUCAAACGUCGGACGCCGCAGAGAGACAUCAACAUCUUCCUCACCCCCACAGUCAACAUCGGUGAACGACUCUGGGAACCUCUCCCACGUCAUCCUCGUAAACGCUCUCAACGCUACCGUGGCUGUGUGUAUUCUCUGUCAAGCCCUUCGUCCAGCUCUCCCACGAUCUUCGCUGGGAUAGAGAACCAUGUAUUACAGCUUGACUUUACUUCCACUGAUGACUUUCGCAAUGCUCAGAGAAUCUCGGGCACUAGUGAUCCAAACGUCGAUGACUGCCAGGAUGAGAAGAACAGGAUCACCCAGGAUCAGAUACUGAACUUUUCAUGUUAUGAGAGACCAAGGGAAGGCAAAGAAUCCACGGAUCCCGUUCUGCUGAGGAAGCAAACGGACUUGGUGGAAGGGUCAGUGGAGGAUGGUGUAGACAGCUAUGGGCGCAGGGAAGACGGAUGGGACGAACGAUGGCGGUUGAACACGUCCGGCAAAGACCGGGGGUUCAGGGAUCCAGGCUGGCGCUCCGCUAGGCGACCGUCAUGGGGUCGGCGCAGCCGAUAGAUCUUAUAGAGGCCAAGUACGGCGGAGGAGUCAGGUCACUUCGAGCAAAAAAACCUGAAAAGACUUCGGCAAAAGGCUACAAAUGUGGUAUCAGUGAUGCCGCGAGACAGAAGACAUCAUUUUUCGGGUACGGGUAGCCAACAUUUGAUGGUUCGUCAGUGCACAAUUUCCCUUGGCCGCACAACUCACAAUAUGCUGCGGCUACACAAG
This is a messenger RNA of Cladophialophora immunda, 2134 nucleotides long. RefSeq lists its product as uncharacterized. The record is from RefSeq and is a predicted model, not a curated record. Lineage: Eukaryota; Fungi; Ascomycota; Eurotiomycetes; Chaetothyriales; Herpotrichiellaceae. Gene Ontology annotation, molecular function: protein binding. The coding region runs from base 98 to 1924 and encodes 608 amino acids. The transcript has a single exon.